Molossus molossus (Pallas's mastiff bat) is the source of this 6166-nucleotide messenger RNA. RefSeq names its product Rap guanine nucleotide exchange factor 1 (gene RAPGEF1). The transcript has 27 exons. Bases 8 to 3817 code for a protein of 1269 amino acids. The record is from RefSeq and is a predicted model, not a curated record. Lineage: Eukaryota; Metazoa; Chordata; Mammalia; Chiroptera; Molossidae. Gene Ontology annotation, cellular component: plasma membrane. Gene Ontology annotation, biological process: positive regulation of GTPase activity; Ras protein signal transduction. Gene Ontology annotation, molecular function: guanyl-nucleotide exchange factor activity.
GGGCCCGAUGAGCGGCGGCCUCGGCCUCCGGCGCAGCCCGGAAAUGUCCGGCAAGAUCGAGAAAGCAGACUCCCAGCGUUCUCAUCUCUCCUCCUUCACCAUGAAGCUGAUGGACAAAUUCCACUCACCCAAAAUCAAGAGAACACCAUCGAAGAAGGGCAAACCAGCUGACGUGUCUGUGAAAAUUCUAGAGAAGCCUGUGAACAAAGAGGCAACAGACAGAUUCCUACCAGAGGGCUGCCCUCUCCCCUUGGAUCUGGAGCGGCAGGCAGUAGAAUUUAUGUCCACCAGUGCUGUGGCUUCCAGGUCUCAAAGGCAGAAGAACCUGAGCUGGCUGGAAGAGAAAGAGAAGGAGGUUGUCAGUGCCUUGCGCUACUUUAAGACUAUUGUGGACAAAAUGGUUAUUGAUAAGAAGGUAUUGGAGAUGCUUCCGGGGUCAGCCAGCAAGGUGCUGGAGGCCAUCUUACCACUGGUGCAGAGCGACCCUCGAAUUCAGCACAGCUCAGCCCUCUCAUCCUGCUACAGCCGAGUGUACCAAAGUCUUGCCAACCUCAUUCGCUGGUCUGACCAAGUGAUGCUAGAAGGUGUGAACUCUGAAGAUAAAGAGAUGGUGACAACAGUGAAGGGGGUCAUCAAGGCUGUGCUGGAUGGAGUGAAGGAGCUGGUCAGACUCACCAUUGAGAAGCAGGGGCAUCCAUCUCCAACAAGCCCAGUGAAACCCAGCUCCCCAGCUUGCAAACCCGAUGGCCAGGCUGAGCUCCCCCUGACAGAUCGAGAGAUGGAGAUUCUGAGCAAGACAGCUGGCACGUCACAGUCAACUGAGCUGCUCCCAGACUCUGCUGAUGAAGAGGUCGCGCCCCCCAAGCCCCCCUUGCCUGGCAUUCGGGUCGUUGAUAAUAGUCCUCCGCCAGCAUUGCCACCGAAGAAGAGGCAGUCGGCUCCGUCCCCGACCCGCGUGGCCGUCGUGGCCCCCAUGAGUCGAGCCACCAGUGGCUCCAGUUUGCCUGUUGGAAUUAAUAGGCAGGAUUUUGAUGGGGACUGUUAUGCCCAGAGGCGCCUGUCAGGAGGCAGCCACUCCUACGGCGGAGAGUCGCCCCGCCUGUCCCCCUGCAGCAGCAUCGGCAAGCUCAGCAGGUCAGACGAGCAGCUGUCCUCUUUGGACAGGGACAGCGGCCAGUGCUCCCGGAACACAAGCUGUGAAACACUAGAUCAUUAUGAUCCUGACUACGAAUUCCUUCAGCAAGACCUCUCGAGUGCAGACCAGAUACCUCAGCAAGCAGCCUGUAACCUUAGCCCCUUGCCGGAGUCCUUGGGCGAGUCUGGAUCUUCGUUUCUUGGCCAUCCUUUCCAGUUGCCUCUUAGCAACUGCCCCCAACCAGACGGGCCCUUGGCCCCAGGGCAGCAGACGGACACGCCACCUGCUCUCCCGGAAAAGAAGCGCAGGAGUGCGGCCUCCCAGACCACGGACAGUUCUGGCUGCAGGGUGUCCUACGAGCGCCACCCUUCCCAGUACGACAACAUCUCCGAGGAUGACCUGCAGAGCUCGGCCUCGGUCCAGCCGGUGCCCUUCACGCCCUUUGCUGCUAUUCUCCCCUUCCAGCAAGGAGGCUCCUCAGCCUCUGUCGAAUUUAUGGGUGAUUUCGCUGCUCCUGAAUCAACGGGUGACCCAGAAAAACCGCCUCCUCUACCAGAGAAGAAAAACAAACACAUGCUGGCCUACAUGCAGCUGCUGGAGGACUACUCGGAGCCGCAGCCGUCCGUGUUCUACCAGACGCCGCAGAACGAACAUGUGUACCAGCAGAAGAACAAGCUCCUCAUGGAGGUGUAUGGCUUCAACGACUCCUUCAGCAGCACGGACGCCCCACAGGAGCUGGCGCCGCCCCCCGCCCUGCCUCCCAAGCAGCGGCAGCUGCAGGCCUCUUAUGCUGCUUCUUCCUUCUCCUCUGUCUCCUACUGUGUCCAGCAAACUAAAGUGGCCUUCACCCCCGAGGACGGCAGUGCCACUCAGGGCAUCAGUGUGUCCGUCUCUAACUCCUUUCUCAGCCGGCAUGGCAACUUACCUGUGCCCUCGUAUAAAUCUGUGUUUAGGUCCUACUCCCAGGACUUCGUGCCUCACAACCAAGCUUCCGUACAACCUUUCCUCCCAUCUGCCUCCUCUUCCUCUCCACACUUCCCACCUGUCCACCAGUCUCAGAGCUCGGACCUAGCGGUGCCGCUCGCCGCCAGUCCGCCUCCCGGCACCGUGGACGGGCCUCUCUCGCCUUCUCAGGAGAGCACCUAUCACGGAAACACUGUCUGCCUUCCUUCCGAAACCUCUUUCACUGACUCGCCCCAGACGCCUUCGAGCGAAAACACCAGCGAGGAGGCUGGUGAGGGUGAAUACGUCAGUCUGUAUUCCUCUGGCCAGAGCAGCGAGGAGCUGGCUCCCUCUCGAGGAGAAUCACCAGCUGUGAAAGAUGGACAUCCCAGAGACCCCUCUUCAGUCGGCAGUGUCCCGGGGAAGGAGAACAGAGAUGGUGGAGAAAGGUCCCCGAAGUCACCAGAUGCUACCGAGUCGGCUCAGUCGGAGGAGGAAGUGGAUGAGCUGUCCCUCAUCGACCACAAUGAAAUCAUGGCCAGGCUGACACUCAAGCAGGAGGGUGAUGACGGGCCCGAUGUCCGUGGAGGAUCUGGGGAUAUCCUGCUGGUCCACGCUACUGAGACAGACAGGAAAGACUUGGUGCUGUAUUGCGAGGCCUUCCUGACCACCUACAGGACCUUCAUCAGCCCCGAGGAGCUCAUCAAGAAGCUGCAGUACAGAUACGAGAAGUUCUCUCCCUUCACUGACACAUUCAAGAAGCGCGUCAGCAAGAACACGUUCUUUGUGCUGGUGCGGGUGGUGGAUGAGCUCUGCCUCGUGGAGCUGACAGAAGAGAUCUUGAAGCUGCUGAUGGAACUGGUCUUCCGCUUGGUGUGCAAUGGAGAGCUCAGCUUGGCCCGUGUGCUCCGGAAGAACAUCCUAGACAAGGUGGACCAGAAGAAGCUGCUCAGAUGUGCCAACUCCGACCAGCCCCUGGCGGCCAGGGGUGUAGCAGCCAGGCCCGGGACGUUGCAUGACUUUCACAGCCAUGAAAUAGCUGAGCAGCUGACCCUGCUGGAUGCCGAGCUCUUUUAUAAAAUAGAGAUUCCUGAGGUUUUGCUUUGGGCAAAAGAGCAGAACGAGGAGAAGAGCCCCAACCUGACCCAGUUCACAGAGCACUUCAACAACAUGUCCUACUGGGUCCGGUCAAUAAUCAUGUUGCAGGAGAAGGCCCAGGACCGGGAGCGGCUGCUCUUAAAGUUCAUCAAGAUCAUGAAGCAUUUACGAAAGCUCAACAACUUCAACUCCUACCUGGCCAUCCUCUCGGCACUGGACUCGGCGCCCAUCCGCAGGCUGGAGUGGCAGAAGCAGACCUCAGAGGGCCUGGCUGAGUACUGCACACUGAUUGACAGCUCGUCCUCCUUCCGCGCCUACCGGGCCGCCCUCUCGGAGGUGGAGCCCCCGUGCAUCCCGUACCUGGGGCUCAUCCUGCAGGACCUCACCUUCGUGCACCUGGGGAACCCAGACUAUAUUGACGGCAAGGUGAACUUUUCCAAACGGUGGCAGCAGUUCAACAUCCUGGACAGCAUGCGCUGCUUCCAGCAGGCGCAUUAUGACAUCCGGAGAAAUGAUGACAUCAUAAACUUCUUCAACGACUUCAGUGAUCAUCUGGCCGAGGAGGCGCUAUGGGAACUCUCUCUGAAAAUUAAACCCAGGAACAUAACAAGGAGAAAAACAGACCGGGAAGAGAAGACCUAGGAGCAGAUGCUGUGAGCAAGCAGAACGCUCAGAGAGACGCAGUGUGGCUCUGAGACCGGAAGGGACUUUGGACCUGUUACAGGGCAGCAGCACCUGUCCGGCCUCAGCCACUGGCCCGGCAGGGCAGGAGCCCGGAGCCCGGAGCCUGGGCAGCUUCCUGCCCCUCCUCCCAUGAGCGGAGCCCAGCACAGAGCCAGCAGGCAGGUCUCGUUGCUGAUUAGUGAACCGGUGGUUUUCUCGUUUGAUUUCUGCUUUCGUGUCUGUCUCCCCCUCCCUGUUCCUCCUGCUCCCCCUCCAGCCUGAAAGCAGACCAAGGAACAGCAGGAUCUUCACCCCUCCCUGACUUCCAGGGUCCUGGAUCUGCUGACGUGACAAAUGAGUGGAGGCUCAAGGACCCUUGUGGGGGCUGUACUGCUGGUGACCUUGAAUGAAGGGGACACUUAGCUUGGUGGGCAGAGAGCAGAGCUGACUUGGGGGAGACUCCUCUUGCUUUCCAGCCCUGCUUUUUCAAAUGGAGGGUGGUGAGCGGCUCACUGCCGCGAAAGGUACGACAGGUGGCUUUCAGCAGCCCUGGAGCUCGGAGCUCCAGUCACGGUACAGCCCUCAGCGUCGCCCUGCUGCCGGCUGGCACCAGGCCUCUGCCAGGCUUGAGCAGUAAGGAGUGGUGUCUGCCGUCUUUCAGCCCCCCCCACCCCCUGGCACACCCCCAUCACAUGGCGCUCUGGGGAGCUGGGAAGAAGUUGGAGCGAGAGAGGACUUGACCAUUCAAGAAAUAUAUUUUAGCUGAGCUGGGCCCGUAGCUCUUGGGUGAGUGAAUUCAGAGACAGGGGAGUAGAGGGGCGUUUCUGUCCUAGGGGAGGCCAGUGGCCUCUCCUCUGUCACUUGCUGUGUGCCUUAAACUCCAUCUCCGGUCCCCCCACACACACACGGGCUCCCCUCCUGCCAUAUUCCAUCCUGGUGGGCGACAGGGACCCCUCCUGUUCAUGAGACCUGUCCACCAAUGCUGUCUGCUCUCCCCUGGGAAGGACAGUGUCCCUGAGGGGCCAGGACUGGGCUGUACAGCCACACCCUAGCCCGGGGGCAGGCCUGCUGUCUCCGGAGAGCAUCUUCAGAACAGAUGCUUUUCUGUCCUGUUCGAACCACUCUUGCUGCUGAGGUUGACAAUCCAAGGCCAGGUCUGCAGGGCCCCCCCACACCCAGGUGCCCGGCUGGAGCCCCCACGCGCUGUGUAUUGUGUGGUGGAGUGCUCACCUGUCUGUGGUUGGCCCCUUGUCACGCAGACUCCAGGACCUAACUGUGCUUAGCCCAGAACAAAGAAAAGUAGAAAGUGACAUCUGUUGAUCAUUUAGAUUUUGUUUUUAAAGAAACAACCAUGUCACUUUGAGUCCUUCAUGGGUUUUGAUAAGCUUUUAUCAGGAAGCAAAGUUGGGCUGGGCUUUUCCCUCUCGUUUGCCCUGUACCUGGAGGGGAGAGGCUAUGAAAUGUUGUUAGGGUCCCUCUGGCGGUGAUCCUGCCGCUGCGGGCCGGAACACGUCACUUUAUUAUUUAAGGAGUGUGUGUGUUUAGUCACUGUUCACUGGCAGUGCUCCGUGUGGGUUGGUUUUCAUCUGUGCCUGCGUCUUCAGUCCUCACUUCAGUGUCCCCGGCCUGCCCAGCUCUGCCCGUGUCGCUGUGCCCUCGGGGCCCCAGGGUUGGGGCAGCCGCGGCUCCCCUGUGCUUUGGAGAGCCCCCGGGUCUCCCCCCACAGCCCAGGCAGACCCUCAGCCUCGGAAACCCAGCCACUCGCAGACAGCUGCGGCCUGCGGCCUGUCCGCCCGGUCCUCGGCCAGGAGCUGAUGAGGGGGGCCUCUACCUUCCUCGAUCCAGAAGCCCUGCGCACCCUCCCCGAGCCCUUGGCAGUGUGAGCAGAGGGGUGCCAGGCAAGCGGGGGGGCGGUGACCCCGACGUGAGGACAGCAGUGCAGCGUGUGUGUUAACUUAUUGGCUGAUGGGCUCCCCACCUCUGCCUCCCCAGACACUCUGGGCUCAGGGUGUUGCCGAACCCCGUGCCUGCGCGGCAGCCCGGCUGUGAGUUGUCUGCCGGGAGCAGGGUGGGAACGACCCUGAGGACAGGCAGAAACACGAGCGGGCGGCGCGGCUCCCUGCAGGUGCAGGUGCAGCCAAGGAGAGCUCAGGCUGGCGCCGUGUCUGAGAGAACCCAAUUCUGGGAGCACCCCCUGCCCCCCCCAGUGUUACAUUGUAAUAUAUGUUCCCACUAACCUGGCUCAUAGCGGCAUCUUCUGCGGACAUUUCAGCCUGUAACUCGUGAGAGAAAAUGAACACAGAUGGAAGUGCUGCUGCCUGUGCGCCG